Molecule: messenger RNA, 5506 nt
Organism: Anas platyrhynchos (mallard)
Lineage: Eukaryota; Metazoa; Chordata; Aves; Anseriformes; Anatidae
Source: RefSeq, a predicted model, not a curated record
GGCAGCAGCGGCUCCAUGCGCGGUGCGCGGCCGGCCGCGGGGCUUGCGCAGGUAGGCGCCGCUCCGUGCUGCCCAACGCCGCUGCGGGAGCGGUGCUUCGCGAUCCCCCGCGCGGCGGCGGAGCGGAGCGCUGAGCGGCGCCCAGCAUGCGGCCGGGGGAUGUCUGAGACGGGAGGCGGCCGAGGGGAGGCAGCGGCGGCCCCGCUCCCCCGGCGCCGUGCCGGAGGCAUGGGGGCGGCCUGGGGCUCCGUCUGGUGCCUCUGCCUGGCGGCGGCCGUCGGAGGGCUGCCAUCGGCUCGGCGGAGAGGCGGAGGAGCGGCGGAGAGGAGCGGCGGGCAGCCGGCAGAAUACUUGAGGAGUGAGACCGCCUUUCUGGAAGAGUUGGUGUUUGGAAGUGGAGAUACCAUUGAACUUUCUUGCAACACCCAAGGCUCUUCUGUGUCAGUUUUCUGGUUUAAAGAUGGUAUUGGGAUUGCACCUACCAACAGAACUCAUAUUGGACAAAAACUGUUGAAGAUAAUCAAUGUGUCUUAUGAUGACUCGGGGCUCUACAGUUGCAAGCCAAGGCAUUCCAACGAGGUCCUGGGAAACUUUACAGUCAGAGUUACAGAUUCGCCUUCGUCGGGUGAUGAUGAAGAUGACGAUGAUGAGUCAGAAGAUACAGGUGUCCCCUUCUGGACCCGGCCAGAUAAGAUGGAGAAGAAGCUGCUGGCAGUUCCCGCCGCCAACACCGUUCGCUUCCGAUGUCCGGCGGGUGGCAACCCAACUCCCUCCAUCUACUGGCUGAAGAACGGCAAAGAGUUCAAGGGAGAGCAUAGGAUUGGGGGCAUCAAGUUGCGACACCAGCAGUGGAGCUUGGUGAUGGAGAGUGUUGUGCCGUCAGAUCGAGGAAACUACACUUGCGUUGUGGAGAACAAAUACGGCAAUAUUAGGCACACGUACCAGCUUGAUGUAUUAGAACGGUCACCCCACCGACCGAUCCUGCAAGCAGGGCUCCCUGCCAACCAGACUGUGGUGGUUGGGAGCAAUGUGGAGUUUCACUGCAAGGUCUACAGCGAUGCCCAGCCUCACAUUCAGUGGCUGAAACACGUGGAAGUCAACGGCAGCAAAUACGGGCCCGAUGGGACACCCUAUGUCACGGUGCUGAAGUCUUGGAUCAGUAAAAACGCUGAAGCCGAUGCUAACCUAAAUCUGUUCAAUGUGACAGAACAAGAUGAAGGAGAAUAUCUGUGUAGAGCCAACAAUUUCGUAGGCAUAGCCGAAAAACCAUUUUGGCUCCACAUUCGCAAACCAAAACCAGCAGAGGAGCUAAUGGAAAUGGACGAUUCAGGCUCGGUGUAUGCUGGCAUUCUCAGUUACGGCACUGGCUUAGUUCUCUUCAUCCUGGUGCUGGUCAUUGUGAUUAUCUGCAGGAUGAAGAUGCCAAAUAAAAAGGCCAUGAACACCACCACUGUACAGAAAGUCUCCAAAUUUCCACUUAAGAGACAGGUAACAGUGUCGUUGGAGUCCAACUCUUCCAUGAAUUCCAACACACCCCUGGUCCGGAUCACGCGUCUCUCCUCCAGCGACGGGCCGAUGCUGGCCAACGUCUCCGAGCUGGAACUGCCUCCAGAUCCCAAGUGGGAAUUGGCACGCUCUCGCCUGACCUUGGGGAAGCCGCUCGGUGAGGGGUGUUUUGGCCAAGUGGUGAUGGCAGAAGCGAUCGGGAUUGAUAAGGACAAGCCGAACAAGGCCAUCACGGUGGCUGUCAAGAUGCUGAAAGAUGAUGCCACAGACAAGGACCUUUCAGACCUGGUCUCUGAGAUGGAAAUGAUGAAGAUGAUUGGGAAACACAAAAACAUCAUUAACCUCCUUGGUGCCUGCACGCAGGACGGACCACUCUACGUGCUGGUGGAAUAUGCAUCGAAGGGGAACUUGCGGGAAUACCUCAGGGCACGUCGCCCACCUGGCAUGGACUAUUCCUUCGACACCUGCAAGCUGCCUGAGGAGCAGCUGACAUUUAAAGACCUGGUUUCCUGCGCCUACCAGGUGGCUCGGGGCAUGGAGUACUUGGCAUCUCAGAAAUGCAUUCAUCGCGACUUGGCAGCCAGGAACGUGUUAGUCACUGAAGACAAUGUGAUGAAAAUAGCUGAUUUUGGCCUUGCUAGAGACGUUCACAACAUCGACUAUUACAAGAAAACCACCAAUGGUCGGCUGCCUGUGAAAUGGAUGGCUCCAGAAGCAUUGUUUGACCGGGUCUAUACUCACCAGAGUGAUGUCUGGUCCUUUGGAGUGCUACUAUGGGAGAUCUUCACUUUGGGAGGGUCUCCGUACCCGGGAAUUCCUGUCGAGGAACUCUUCAAACUCUUGAAAGAAGGCCAUCGGAUGGAUAAACCUGCCAACUGCACCCAUGACCUGUACAUGAUCAUGCGUGAGUGCUGGCACGCUGUCCCCUCGCAGCGACCCACCUUCAAGCAGCUGGUGGAAGACCUGGACAGGGUCCUCACCGUGACGUCCACCGACGAGUACCUGGACCUCUCGGUGCCCUUCGAGCAGUACUCGCCGGCUGGCCAGGACACCCACAGCACCUGCUCCUCGGGGGACGACUCGGUUUUUGCACAUGACCUGCUGCCCGAUGAGCCCUGCCUGCCCAAGCACCCCCCCUGUAACGGCGUCAUCCGGACGUGACGGCCCCCCCACCCCGGUCAGACGGAUGGACAGACGGAUGGAUGGAUGGACGGACGGACAGGCAGCGCGCCCACCCCGGCGCAAGUGUGGGGCGCCGAGGACAAACCCGUAGUGAAGGAUGUUUCCGUGAAACUGCUCGGCGACGCUGGAGGAUUUGUGUUGUUGAGCUGUUCAGGGUAAAAAAAAAAAAAAAAAAAAAGAGAGAGAGAAAGAAAAAUCUUUAUUUUUUAUUUUCCCAUUUGCUGUAUAAAAAGUCAAGAAGCACUGUUUGGCCUGAAGGAACUAAUCUCUUGCCAAGAUGAUCUAUCUUGUAUGAUUUUUUUUUUUGGUAUUUUUUUAUUUUAUUUUUUCCUAAGUAGAAUGUUAAACCUGGGGGUGCUGACCUCCAGCCUCCGCGGUCACGUGCCGAGUGCCAGAGUAGCCGAUCUGUGCCUGCAAUACGAAGAAGAGAAAAAAAAAUCUUCCUUUUUUUUAUAAAAAAAAAAGCUAACGGAAAAAAAAAAAGUGUAAAGAAUGUAGAAAUUCUUUGCUUAUGCAAUCUGUACAUGAACCUUUUUGGUGGAGCUGAAAAGCCACGUUGCCUGCAGGGAUUCAUAUAUUUAUAAAAAUAUCUAUAUUUUUGUUGUCGUCGUUUUUAUAGCUUCAUGAUCUUAUUACCCAGCUACAUAGAAGGAAUCUUUUUCGGAAGAAGAAGAAGAAAAAAAAAAGUAAAAUGCAAAUCGUCAUGGAGAAAGGAAAAGAAAAAAAAAAAAAGAGACAGUCAAGUCAUCCUAAUUGGAGGAGAGCAUCACCCUGCCGCUGGCCAGGUCCCACGGGGACUGAGCACCCAUGCUGCUUCUCAAGCCCUGUCCCAACCUGCGGGAGCAGCCGUUUUGGGGAAAACCUCACUUUCUGGAGAUGGGGGUUUGCAUACUUUUGCUUGCAAAGGGCGAGUUGGAGGGGAGCUGCUCCUCCGGCCCUUGGCGCCAGCGGUUUGGCUCCAUCUACGUGCAGUGACUUGGAGAAAGAAGUUACGGGUACCUGUAGGCAAGAGCCUUUAACUUAUAUCAAAAAGGUUUAUUCCAGAGAAUCUGUGUAUAUAUCUAUAAAUAUAUCCUGUAUAUAUAUAAAUAAAUAUAUGGAAAAAAAAAGAAUGUAUAAUACUAAUGCAACAUAAAGCAGUACUGAGAGAGAGUCUCAAAAUAUGAGCAUUGCAAUCUAGGAUAUACUGAUCUGGGUGAAAGAGAAGAUUUUUUUGUUUGUUUUAUAUCUUCACAGUUUUGUUUUAAAAAUUGUACCUUAACAUGUAUAUUUGUAAAGUUAUUUAUAGACAUUAACAUAUCUGUUCAUCGGUUUAAAUAGCGUAGCGUUACUGUAAACUUUAAAUUUCACUGAGUUUAAGGGUGUUUUUUUAACUUAUUAAAAAUGGAGAAAAAAUAUAUUAAUCAAGUUUUUCUUUUGUGUUUAUGGGAAAUAUUGAAAGAAUGUAUAGAUGUACAGUCCUUUAACAAAUUACAUUUAAUGUUAUAAAUAUAUAUAUAUAUGUAUUCGUUAAAAAAAUAUUAGUUUAUCCUGGAUUGCAGUGAGCAAAGGUAAGUUUAUUUUUCAAUACAUCACCAGUGGUUAAAACCAAACAAAUAGCAGCAGAGAGAUGAUUUUUACAUAUUUCAGAAAAACAGGGCCAAGAAUUCUUCCAUCAGUUUAACCACUGUGCAUUAAGGGGGGUGUGGGUGUUUAUUUUUCUAUUUUCGAAUGAAGGUAUUCUUUGUGGUUGAGUUAAUAACAAGUACGCAGCAAAGCGAAAUGUUGACUUUGGAUGACGCGCGUUAAUUUUUUUUUCCCCCCUUUGCCAGUACCGUUGUAUUUUGGGCUUAAGAAAUACCCAUGUGGGCAAAACAGCAAGAGAAGUGACACUGUUUGCAGGGGAGAUGCAAUGACUGCAUAUUUCUUUUGCAUCUAACACACUGAAAAAUGCCAGUGAUGCCUAAUUUUUUGUGUUCGGAGUGCUGUGCUAUUUUGUUCCUGUACGUCAGAUUGCAGUUUAAAAGCACGCAAGUGAACUAGAGAAUCUUACUGUGGCUCAAGGUGACAAAGGGGGAGGUUUGGGUUGGCUUUUUUGUUGUUUGUUUGUUUGUUUUUGUCCAGAAGACUUUAUCUACUACCACAAAGAGGCAAGGGUAAUUGCAUCCUGAAUUUUCUUUACAUUUUUCUCUGGUGCAUAUUACAUAUCAAUGUUUCAGAAUAGCAGGAUGGCAGCAUCUCAUUUUAAGUUUUUUUUGUUUGUUUGUUUUUUUCCUUCUUAGAGCCACAAAAUCCUUAUCCUAAAAUAAAUAAUUUAUAGUUUGAGGUUACUUCGAUGGAAGUUUGAGAAGGUAGAUUUCUAUAGAUUUUUGUUUUGUUUUGUUGGAAUAAAAAAAAAAAGAAUUUUUUGGUAUUUUCUUACAAAUGUCUGCUAAUUGUGUACAUUCCAAGUACUCGAAGCGUUGAGUUUCAUGUACUGAAAAAAAAAUGUACAAAACUGUGCAUGAUUUCAAAUGUUACUAGAUAUUAUAAAUAUAUAUAUAAUUUAUUGAGUUUUUACAAGAUGUAUCUGUUGUAGACUUGUUGACUUAACAUUUCUUAUUCAAUGCUUAUAUAGUUUUAUAGCCUGGACUAUUAUCUUUAAAAGCUUAAAAAAUUAAAAAAUUCCAAUUUUGUUACAUUUUAUACUGUUGAUGUUACAAUCCACAGGUUUGCAUAGCGUGAUUUUUCAAUGAGCAACUCUGUUCAGUUUAUUUUAAUACUGUAUUUCUGUGCCUGACAGCUGCAGCUGUCGAAGGUGUGAGAUGAACACUAAAUAAAACUAUUCUGCUUUUGUUAA